GACACCCUGCGUUGUUUGACCGCGGUUUGGCUUUCCUGUGGGCUGCUGUCUAUGUGGGUCAGUUUCCACAUUGUUGAGAAGUGUGUAAUAUUUAUUCAGGUCCCUCAUUUAAAAACCCGCACAGAUGGAAAAGCGCUCAGUGUAGUACCUUUUCUCCCUCCGUAGAUUACCGUUCACAGGCAAGGGGACAUUUAAGCAAGGGCCUUUGUCUACAAGGUUUGUGUGUGUGUGAGUGUGUGUGUUUGUUUGUUUUUUAAUGUUUUGCUUGAUAGGCGUGUGCCCUGUGUUUUGUGUGUUUUAACAAAUGUUUAAUUAGUGGGAUUUUUUUUUUUCAUGUGAAAGUAUGUGUACCUUCUCCUGAGUGUGAUUGCCUGUAUUUGCAUUGGGGAGUGUUCUGUGUAGGCGCACGGGUGUGCAGGAGUUUUGUGUGUAUGUGUGUGUGUGUGGUGUGCAUGAAUCUGUGCAUGUGUUUGUGCGUGUUUCUGUAUUUGUUUGUAAGUGUGUACGUGUGUGUGUUAGCCUAUUUGUUUGGGCGUGUGUGUGUGUGUGUUUGGGCAUGUCUGGGACAAGGGACCAGUUGGUGUGUGGGGAGGGGUGGUACCCAGUACUGAGGUGUGAACAGCUGUGUGUAUGCUGAAUGGCCUACCGAUUGCCACACUGAUGUGUUUGUGUGUGUGUGUGUGUGUGUGUGAUGGGGAGGGGGGAAGGGGACGGGAGCACAAAGAAGAACCUCCCCUUCCACAGCACAGAGGAGUUCUGAAACACACCCUCUGUCCCUCACACACACACAGAUACACACACACAGGAGCAGUGUAUGGGCCUUGAGAUGCCAGAGGAGUGUGUGUCCAGUGUGAGGGCUGCAUGUGUGAGCCCUCACGAUCGUGAAGGUGGAUUUUCAUUCAUGUCUCUCUUUGUUCUCUUCCAGUCGGCCGCAGCCUCAGACAGUGAGCUGCGUUGUGCAGACCUGCAGGCGUGCGGUAGCGAGACCAGCCUCAACAGCAACGGCAGCCUGCCCGGCCCGCAGAGCCACCGCCGCCUGUUGGAGCGCCGCGUUGCAUCAUGGGCCGUCAGCUUUGAGCGCCUGCUGCAGGAUCCAGUGGGCGUCCGCUAUUUCUCCGAGUUCCUGAAGAAGGAGUUCAGUGAGGAGAACCUUAUGUUCUGGCAAGCCUGUGAGUUCUUCAGCCAGGUGCCUGAGGCUGACAAGAACCAGCUAUCCCAGAAGGCUCAGGAGAUCUACAACAGCUUCCUGUCCAGUCAAGCGAGCACGCCGGUCAACAUCGACAGCCAGGCACAGCUCGCCGACAACGUCCUCAACGCACCGCAGCCGGAUAUGUUCAGGGAGCCGCAGCUGCAGAUCUUCAACCUGAUGAAGUUCGACAGCUACGCGCGCUUCCUCAAAUCCACGCUCUAUCAGGAGUGCAUGGUGGCCGAGGUGGAGGGACGACCCCUCCCCGACCCCUACCAGGUGCCCUGCAGCCCCGCCCCCUCCAAGCACAGCUCCGACCGCUCCACCCUCCCCACGCCCAGAAAGGAAUACAAAAAGUCUGGCCGGUCUCACACCGAUCUCAGAGACGAACACUCGGACAAGAAGAAAGGGAACUUCUUCUCCUGGACGUCACGGAAUCGCAGCUUUGGCAAAGGGCCCAAGAAACGUGACCUCGGAGAAUUCAACUAUGGUAAUGGUCGGCGUGAGUCCCAGGGCUCUCUCUCUUCCAGUACCAGUCAGGAGCUGCAGUCCUCCUCCCCAGGGGGCAAGAGUGAGUGCGAGCACCGUAACUCUGUGGCGGUGUGGGAGCGCGACCGCGAGCGUUGGCCGCGGCAGUGCAGCGUGUCCCUGCCCGACGGCUCCUGCUGCUCCUUGGGGCUCCAGCCAGGCGUCCCCGUCAGGCAGCUGCUCCUGGAACUCUGCCAGAGACACCAGCUCAACCUGGCCGCCGUCGACCUCUUCCUCAUCGGGGGAGAGAAGCCUCUGGUACUGGAUCAGGACAGCGUCACGCUCUGCUCCAGAGACCUCAGGCUGGAGAGACGCACUUUAUUCAGGUUGGAUCUGAUUCCCAUCAACCGUUCGGUGGGACUGAAAGCCAAACCCACCAAGCCCGUCAGCGAGGUGCUUCGCCCUGUUGUCGCCAAGUACGGCCUCCGCCUCGCCGACCUAGUGGCCAGAGUCAGUGGAGAAACAGAAAUUCUGGAUCUGGGUGUGCCCAUCUCCAACCUUGAUGGAUUACGAGUGGUGCUGGAGAAAGCUGAUCCGUCAGGAAAAGAUAAGCCGCCCAAGACACCCAAGGGUCACGCGCCCCCCCUAAACAACCGGAGCAUGUCCACGCCGGUUGACGACAGGUCGUCAGGGAAACCUCUUCGGAAUGAGGAGAAGAACAACAACAGAGAUCCGUCUCCUCCUGAAGGCAGCAGGAAGCCCAAGAAGACCCAGCUAGAGGAAGCUGAAGAGUUCUUUGAGCUGCUGAGCAAAGCCCAGAGCAGCCGGGCGGAGGACCAGCGCGGCCUCCUCCGGAAGGAGGACCUGGUGCUGCCCGACUUCCUGCGUCUAGACUCCUCCCCUCCCUCCUCCUCCUCCUCCUCAGUGGCCCCGCCUCCCGCCUCAUCCACGCCGGCGUCCCUCAAACCCGCCCACCCCAACGGCCUCGGCGGCUCCACCACCCAACGCCAACACCACCACCAACACCAGCGCUCGCAGAACCCGGAACACGGCGCGGGCGGAACCGCCAACGGAGGAACCACGCCGCCAGGAGCCGGUGGGGGUCCGGGAAAGGCGGGGAAGGAGCGCCCCCCGUUCCGGGCGCCCCUCUCCCCCAUCCUGAGCAGGGGGUCGGGCGGGCAAGCGCUGGAGGAGGAGGAUGGCGCCGACCUCACGCUGGUCGGGGAGGGGGACAUCACCAGCCCCAACAGCACCCUGCUGCCCCCUCCUCCGCCCCCGUCUCUCACCCCCGCCUCCCUGCUGCCGGGUGGGGACCGGAGCUUCCGAGCGGCGGACUACACCCCCCCGCCCCCCUGUCUCCUCCUCCAGUGCUCUGGACGUGAUGGCGGCAGCGACGAUACCCCAGCAGGUACCGAAGCCUGCGCCAACUCCACCCGCAUUCCCGCCAGCAGUCACCAGAGGGCGCCAUCCCCAGGACCAGACGCCGCUCCCGAACCUCAGCUGGAGUCCCCCUCGUCGGGCGCAUCCAUCGGCCUGGAGGGGGUGCACCUGGAGGAGGACCCGGAGCUCAACCUGAGCUUCGAUGGCUACGUCGCCAAGCUGCGUCAGUGCCAAAGCCGCAUGCGGAAUGGCAGCACCACCCAUGCCGACCCGCCCCAUCUCCACGGCAACCCCACGCCCGAUGAAGGGGCCACCGUGGCUGAGGAGGACGGCUCCAUGGUCAAAGCCACCUUCGUCUAAAUAAGUGGAGUUGGGAUGGGGGUGGCUGGGAGGAGCCCUGAUGGUGGUUCCGUUUAAAAAGCCCUGGCAGCAGGAGAGGACUUGCGCGUGGGGUGGGGUGGGGUGGGCGACACGCCCGGUGUAAAUCUGUGUAUAUAGUUCAUUCUUAGACUGAGAUGGCUGAACAGAAAGAUCUCAAAAGAGGAGUUUGUGUCUGAAAUGCUGGUUGAUUCUCAAUACUGGACCAUAAUUUAUUGAUGACUAAGGACGAUGCCGAAGGAGAAACAGAGCUAGAGGGAGAGAGAGAAAGAGAAAGAAAAACAAAAACAUAAAACACUCCCUGACAAAUCCUACGCUUGAAGUGACUCAACACACAUGUGGAUUAACGCAGAUGAAAUCACCGGCUGCUUGGGAUAAACAGUGUCCUCACGCAGCCAGUGAAGGCGAAAGGGCUCCUAAUGUUUUUACCAAACUGUGACUGUGACUGUG
This is a messenger RNA of Clupea harengus (Atlantic herring), 3862 nucleotides long. RefSeq names its product regulator of G protein signaling 12a (gene rgs12a). Gene Ontology annotation, molecular function: GTPase activator activity; protein binding. The record is from RefSeq and is a predicted model, not a curated record. Gene Ontology annotation, biological process: signal transduction; regulation of G protein-coupled receptor signaling pathway. Lineage: Eukaryota; Metazoa; Chordata; Actinopteri; Clupeiformes; Clupeidae. Gene Ontology annotation, cellular component: cytoplasm; plasma membrane; nucleus.